This is a messenger RNA of Neoarius graeffei (lesser salmon catfish), 950 nucleotides long. RefSeq names its product heat shock protein, alpha-crystallin-related, b3 (gene hspb3). The coding region runs from base 84 to 539 and encodes 151 amino acids. NCBI's taxonomy places the organism in Eukaryota, Metazoa, Chordata, Actinopteri, Siluriformes, Ariidae. Gene Ontology annotation, cellular component: cytoplasm; nuclear speck. The transcript has a single exon. The record is from RefSeq and is a predicted model, not a curated record.
GAUCUUAUUUUAGAUUUACUUCAACCUAACGUGACUUGGUCAGAUUCAAGGAGUAACACGACAGAUUUCAAUCUCUGAGUGCCAUGGAAGAACAGGGAGUCACCAUUUCUCAUGGAAUCUCAUGCCCGGUACGGUACAAGGAGCAUUUUGAAAACAAGGACCUAGAAAAGUGUCGAGAAAUCCAUCAUUUGUUUGCCUUGCCAGGACCUGGACUCCAGGAACUUAAACUGGACACCAGAAGCAGUACUGGAUUUGUCAGUAGUGACGAGGAUUUAGGGGAACCCCUGUUCCGAAUUCUCCUGGAUGUGACCCAGUUCAAACCCGAAGACAUUCUUAUCCAGGUGUUUGAGGGGUGGCUGAUGGUCCGAGGGCAACACGGAGCACGGAUGGACGAGCACGGCUUCGUGUCACGAAGUUUCACCAGACAAUAUCAGCUGCCUGAUCAUCAAAUGCAGGCAGGAGACUUGACAGCCAUGUUGUGUCAUGAUGGAAUACUGGUGGUGGAAACCAGAGAAAGAUGGUGGGCAGCAUCUGAUUAGCUCUUGGCAAAGCUUUCUGAGUCUUGACCACAUGCAUCAAGGAAGGAAGGGUUAUCGUUUUAAGAUUGCCGUUAUUCUCUGAGUGGUAAAAGGAGAUUAGUGAAACGUUGGUUGAUUGUGUGCUGUAAUCACUGUGAGUUGUGCCCUUAUAACCUCCAACUUUUUGUGUCCUGUGUGCUAUACUCCAUUCUUCCUGGCAUUGUCUGGCUUGGCCAUGCACUUCAUACCCUGCUUUCUUCUGAUCAGAUCUAGAGACCGAGGGACUCAUGAAAAUAACAUGACUGUAAAAUAAAGGCAAUAGAAUUUUCCUUUUCUUAUUCAGUAGGCAGGAUUUUUGACUUAAUUGUACAUAUAAGCAAUUUAAUUCCAAAAAAUCAGUUUUAACAUCUCUUAAGCAACCCCACAGUAUUC